This is a messenger RNA of Arabidopsis lyrata subsp. lyrata, 1231 nucleotides long. RefSeq lists its product as uncharacterized. NCBI's taxonomy places the organism in Eukaryota, Viridiplantae, Streptophyta, Magnoliopsida, Brassicales, Brassicaceae. The transcript is spliced from 3 exons. The record is from RefSeq and is a predicted model, not a curated record. The coding region runs from base 515 to 1108 and encodes 197 amino acids.
UGUUAAUAAAUUUAUGGCGUUAACGGUUGGUAAGUAUUUUAAGAUAACGUUUAAAUUUAUUUGUUAAUGGAUUAAACAUAAUUGUGAUACUAACGUUAAUAUAAAUAAUUCUCCAAUGUUAUUGGGCAAGUCAUUCAUGUUAGUGAAUUUCCAACUUUGGAUCGUUUGGAUGGUUAUAAAAAGGACAAUGGUUCCGAGGAUGGUGACUCUCUACCGAAAAUUUUUUAUCUUAAAAGAUUGAUUAAGACGUGCCUAAAGCCUCCUGGAGAUAUCGUCAAAACUGUGAGUACCGGGCCGUUGGAUGGUUACAACAGUGAUGAUGUCGAAGAGCUGACCGGUGACGGCGAUAGUGACGAAGAGUCGUGUACCGAAGACGAAGGUUGUGUAGAAGAUGAUCCUGAAUAUCAAAUUGAUAACGAUGAAGAAGAUACUGACACUGACGAGGUCAACGAUCGCAUUGCGAGUACUGACGAUGAUGCUUCUGAGGUAAGCGAGGACGAGUACGAUUUUGUAGAUGACUAUGACGAAUGAGAUGACAGUGAUUGUGCGGCUGAGUCCGAUGAUGAUUUCUAUGAAGUGGAAGAGGACGAUUAUGAAGACGGCGUCGAAGAUGAUGAGGAGGAUGUUGACUCAAAAUAUAGCGCUGUGUCUGAGUCGGAGGAAGAGAACCUCGAUGGUUGUGAUGGUAAGACGAUCGAAGAACGUAAAACUGACAAAUUGGAUGAUUAUUCCGUGCAUCAUAAAAUCUCUUUUGAUCUUCGUGACUCCAGGUACGUAUUUUUUGUCUUAUAACUUAAUAUGUGAAUGUGUUUUUUUUUUUUAUAUUGACACUAAGUUUAUGUUGUUGUGUUAUAGUAAUAAUGUCUUGAAGUGUGAAUUGGUCGGUUAUGAGGCAGUCAAUUUCUACAAGUCUUUUAAAAAGUGGCAAUAUGAUGUUAUUAUUUGUGUGAUCCGAUGGGGUGUCGUGGACGUGUUUCAAGAUAAGCGAACUAUAACUGCAACAGAAUGCACUCAAAUCCGUUUGAAUCCUGGCAUUCCAGAAGUUGCUGAGUUUAGGACAUCGAUCUCAAGGAAGCGGACUCGCACAAGUGUUCCAAAGAAGAAAUAAUUAUCUCUGGCUUCUGAUUGGGGAUAUUUUACUUUCUGACUUUUUAUUCUUAUGGGCUUUUUUCCUUUUUACAUUUUACAAUACUUUGGCCGUUUACGUUCUAUUGAAAUAUCGUAUUCUAUU